Messenger RNA from Cydia pomonella (codling moth), 532 nucleotides. Its product is annotated as amyloid-beta precursor protein-like. The transcript has 2 exons. Gene Ontology annotation, molecular function: serine-type endopeptidase inhibitor activity. The coding region runs from base 93 to 392 and encodes 99 amino acids. NCBI's taxonomy places the organism in Eukaryota, Metazoa, Arthropoda, Insecta, Lepidoptera, Tortricidae. The record is from RefSeq and is a predicted model, not a curated record.
GUCGAGUCAUAAAACUAGUGAAUGCGAGUUAUGUGUAUGAUUGAUUUAAUGCAAUUUACCGACAGUAUUGACCAAACAACGAUUUGGCUGCAAUGUCUCUGUUUUACUUGUUCAUUUUAUUGGCAGCAGGUUUAGCUCAUGCUAGACAUGAUUAUGUUAAAGACGGGCGUAAUGUGGACGGUCCAUUCCCUUCUAACCUAAGAAAUAUACCAUACUUCUGCUAUCAAGCGCCUUCGAAAGGACCUUGUGGUCUUAUGUUGAAUUCUUGGUUCUUCGAUAUUGUCACUAGAAAAUGUAUGCCGAUGUACUACUCGGGAUGUGGGGGCAACGAAAACAGAUUCGAGUCUAAAGCCGAGUGUCGAGCGUAUUGUGAAGGCACUAAACCAUUGUAGCAUUUAAAUAGACAUAAGUACUUACAAUCGGAAACUUGCUGCUAUACGGCGUUUAUUUUCCCACUAAACUCUUACACUACUAAAAACUUGUUUAGUAAAAAAACGUUUUUUUCUUAAUACGAGUAAAUUUAAUUAAUGGA